Cuscuta europaea is the source of this 1408-nucleotide messenger RNA. The record is from the annotation of a GenBank genome assembly. NCBI's taxonomy places the organism in Eukaryota, Viridiplantae, Streptophyta, Magnoliopsida, Solanales, Convolvulaceae.
GGAAUGAUUGGGUUUGGAUGUUUCGUGGUUAAGGUGCCUACCAUUGUAUUUGUACGGUCUAGAUUUCGCGAAACAAUAGUGUAACGACAGAUUAUUUGAAUAAGAAGUCGAUCAUUGGAGCGCAAAAAAAUCAGAGAAAGAAAUGAAAAGGACGCAACCGUUGCGUUUGGGGGUGGCUAUUUAAACCCAGAGAACGCCCUUUGCUUCCUCCCCUCGCUCUCCCUCCACCAAUAAUCAAAUUAUUGCUCCUUUCUUCUUUCUCGAUCGUUAUAUCAGACCUAGAUAGAAGAUGGCUUAUGAAGAGCGAUUUGGGCAAGUGGAGAGGCCUACAUAUGAUUGCCUUCUAUUUGAUCUGGAUGAUACACUUUAUCCCCUCAGUUCUGGAUUAGCAGCAGCAUGCGGAAAGAAUAUUACAGAUUACAUGGUUGAGAAACUUGGCAUAGAACCGAGCAUAACUCAACAGUUGGGGAACUUGCUGUAUAAGAAUUAUGGUACUACAAUGGCAGGUCUUAGGGCAAUUGGCUAUGAUUUCGACUACGAUGAAUAUCACAGCUUUGUACACGGGAGACUGCCAUAUGAAAAUUUGAAGCCCGAUCCUGUUCUUCGAAGUCUUCUCUUUACACUGCCUUACCGGAAAGUUAUUUUCACGAAUGCUGACAAGGUCCAUGCCCUCAAAGCGCUUAGGAUCCUUGGACUUGAGGACUGCUUUGAGGGAAUCAUAUGCUUCGAGACAUUGAAUCCCGAUCCAUGCAAAACGCAUGUGCCUGAUGAUGAUGAAGAUGACAGAUCAGAGAUAUUUGAUAUAAUUGGGCAUUUCUCUCAACCAGAUAAUGGUGUUCGGUUGGCGCCAUUGCCCAAGACACCAGUGUUGUGCAAGCCGUCUGAGGCUGCCAUUGAAAAAGCUCUUCAAAUAGCUAAUAUUGACCCGUACAGAACUCUGUUCUUUGAAGACAGCGUCCGGAACAUACAAGCAGGAAAGUGUGUAGGCCUUCACACUGUUCUGGUUGGGAAACCUCAGAGAGUGCAGGGUGCAGAUUAUGUGUUGGAAAGUAUCCAUAACAUGAAGGAAGCAUUGCCACAACUCUGGGAAAGUGACAAAGUUGCGCAAGUUAAUUACUCCGGCACUGCUGUUCCAACAUCUGUCACUGCUUAAUUAGGUUAGGUUGCUGUCAAUGCCAAUGCAUUGUUUGACGAACCAUGCGGGAGGAAGAUGGUUUCUUCGGCCUCGAUUGUGACAUAAUUGUACAUGUGUUCUUGUAGUUUAAUUAAAUAAGAAUGCUCCUGCUGUAUUAUUCGGAGUAACAUAUUAAUAAAUCAAUAAUGCAUUUAUUCAUUCAGAUCACUAGUCUGAGUAAUUAAUUACCUUAUUUAAUAUCAUAGGGGUAAUUAAUAUGAUGAGUCACCUUCU